Messenger RNA from Schizophyllum commune H4-8, 699 nucleotides. RefSeq lists its product as uncharacterized. NCBI's taxonomy places the organism in Eukaryota, Fungi, Basidiomycota, Agaricomycetes, Agaricales, Schizophyllaceae. The transcript has a single exon. The record is from RefSeq and is a predicted model, not a curated record. The coding region runs from base 1 to 699 and encodes 232 amino acids.
AUGACUCGCAGUCAUCGUGGCCGACUCGGAUAUCCUCUUUCGCGCAUACUCAAAUCUCUGGAUAUUGGUCUCAGCACGCACGACAUCCAUGAGGUGGACGCGCCUGUUCUUCUCUCAGCCCGAGGACCGCCCGACAAAGCAAGCGAUGACGACGCCGAGGAGCCAGCUCGCCUGGACACCUCCCUUGAGCAAGUGUCAACAGAUGGGGAAGCUUGCCUCCUCGCCGAGUGUCACGAUUCCUGGAUGCGAACAAGGCCACCCCCUCGCACGAACGUCAAGCAGCUCGAGGCUCGCCCUGAGUGCGCAUACUCUCUUUGGGUCACCCACGCGCGUUGUGUCCAUUGCGCGUCUCCCACAAGUGCUCUGAACCCGCGUCAAAAGGACCACGAAAUGGACGUACCCGACGCACGGGCUUUGUCCCCAUUGCGCGGAUCGCUGAACAAGCGAGUGGGCAGCGACAUCGGGGUCCUCCGCGCCGAGAAGCUUUUGUGUUCCCCAUCUCCUUGCUCCGUUAAAGUAUCGAAUGCCUCGGUCACGGGAUACACUUCAUGCCUGGAUAGGACUCCGCGACCUGGAGAAAAUGUUAGCCUGUCCAUCGAGGAUGGAGAAUGCAAACAGGGCUACGCACUACCCUCUUAUGACAAUUCUGGGGGCCGGCAGACGUCGCAUCCUCAGGAUAUGGCAACCCCUCGGGCCUAG